Closterium sp. Yama58-4 is the source of this 2514-nucleotide messenger RNA. Lineage: Eukaryota; Viridiplantae; Streptophyta; Zygnematophyceae; Desmidiales; Closteriaceae. The record is from the annotation of a GenBank genome assembly.
AUGGGUUGGCGUUUAACCGACUUGUUCUCCACGUCAGACUCGUCGUCAUCAGCAACGUCACGUUCUCAGCAAACCGCCAGCCACGUGUCCUCGUCCCCCUCCGCCACCCACGUGUCAUCCACACCGUCAGCGGUCCCAUCAGCAGUUGCGCCUCCUGGAGCGGCGGUACCGGCACCGACAUCUCGAGCCGCGCCUGGAGCCGCAUCUCAACCUGCGGAGCAUAGAUAUGGCAUCGCGUUUGGCGGUAGUUCUCACAUGUCGCGCCUCGACGCCGCAGCCGCCGCCGCCGCGGCCGCUCCGCUCGCCACCGCGCCAGGCGCAACGCCCGCCGUGAUCGUUCUCGCGCCCCCGCAACGCCCCUCCCCUUCCGCCAUCUCCCCGCUUCCGCCGUCCGCCUUCCCGCCUUCCGCGCGCGGCGGCGGCCUCGCGGCCGUUCCGCCGCUUGCGCGCCCCGAUGCCUCCCCCUCCGCCACUCCCCUUUCCGACGCUGCGGUGGACACGUUCUUCUCCCCCCGAGACUCGUUUUCCUCCGCGCAUGGUUUUUCCGCCCGCGAAUCUUCCUCUCCUUUUAGUCACCAUUCCUUAGACUCCGCCCACCCGUCAAGUCGCGUUUCUAGUGGCCUCCGUGCCGGCCGGUCGCUGCCGUCAUUAGAUCCGUCGAUCCGGAAACCGCGGAGACCGCACGAUCUUCUUUUCCUGGUUCUCUUCUUAGCAUGUCUGGUCGGCACGGGAUACGCGUCGGUUCGGAUCGGUUGUUCGCGAUGGACGAUUCCGCCGCCUAGCAGUAGUAACAGUAGUAGUAGCGGAGGCGCUAAUAGCGGGACGCAAAUUAAUCACUCUACGAAGGAGUUCUGGCCGGUUUUGAUGGUAGCAGCAGCGGUGGCGCUAGCAGCAGGGACGGUCCUACUGCAGCUACUAUUUUUCUACACUAAUAUGGCGAUUAAAGUGGUAGUGCACGUGCUGACGACGUAUAUAGCGGUAGUUAGCGUGUUCUGCUUUUGGGAUAAGGAGUACUUUUGGGGGAUUUUCUUCGCUAUCGGCGCUGUGCUGCAAUUCGUAUACGCCAUUGCGGUGGUGGAUAGUAUUAUUGUGUUCUGCUUCUGGGAUAAGGAGUACUUCUGGGGGAUUUUCUUCGCUAUAGGCGCUGUGCUGCAAUUCGUAUACGCCAUUGCGGUGGUGGAUAGAAUCGCGUACACCAUGCUGGUUGUGCGUACAGCCCUGGGAUUCGCUCGAGGCUUCCCCUUGCUGAUUCUCCUCGCCCCCUCCCUCAACCUCUCUUCCCCCGCCCCCCUGCAUCCCCCCCCUCCCCCCCCAACCCCCAUGCAGAAUCGCAUACACCGUGCUGGUGGUGAGACGAGCCUUGGGAUUCGCUCGGGGUUUCCCCCUCGUGAUCCUCUUUGGCCCCUCCAAAACCCUGCGCCCUUCCCCGCGCCCUCCUCCUCUCCCCCACACCACCCCAUCAGAAUCGCAUACACCAUGCUGGUGGUGAGACGAGCCUUGGGAUUCGCCCGGGGCUUUCCCCUGCUGAUCCUCUUCGCCCACGUGGCAGCGCUGCUGCUUGCCACGUGGAUGGGCGUGUGGACGUUCGGUGUGUCAGGGAUCAUGGCACAGGACCAAGCUAAGCUAGAACGGUGGUGGAUAUUACUGCUCUUCGCCAUGAGCAUCUUCUGGACGGCGGCGGUCGUCUGCAACAUGGUGCACGUGGUGACAGCUGGUGUGAUGUCAUCGUGGUUCGCCGCCAGCUCAGCGGAGCAGAACGCCAGCUCAGCGGCAGCGGGGGAGGCGGCUUCUGCAUCAGAGGAGGGGCGGGGGGGUGCAGCGGUGCCACCUCAGCAGUUCCAGCUGGCGCCGGGGCGUGUCACUCUGGAGGCCACGUGGCAUGCUCUGAUUGGCCUUGGGAGCAUCUGCUACGGGUCGCUUUUCAGCCCUCCGAUUCGAGUGAUCCGAUGGAUGAUUCGCGGCGUAAGAGCUUGGUGCAUAGCGAACGAGUGCUUCUUCUUCAUCAUCAACCUUGCUUUCAACUUUAUCGAAGCUCUCACCCGCGCAUUCAACGCCUUUGGCUUUGUCACGCUGGCAACAUAUGGCAACAGUUUCAAUCGCUCGUCUGUCGAGGCAUGGGAGUUGUUCCAAUCCACAGGCGUUGAAGCAGUGAUAGCAUACGACCUCUCAGGCGCCGUGCUGCUGAUGGCCGUGAUGCUCGCAGCGAUGGUGGCCGGGACAGCCGCGGGCGUGUGGGGGUGGUUCGUGGCUCAAGAGCUGGUGGUGGUUGUUGGAGCGAUGGGGAUUGUUACAGGAGCAGCAAUGGCCGGUGUGGUGCUAUCAGUGGUGGAAGGGGCAGUCACAGCGACCUACGUGACAGCAGCAGAGGACCCUACUCUGAUUGGCUGCGUCGAUGCUGAGUUUGCCGCCCAGUUACUCGACACGCUACACCAGCGGUUACAGCACCGCAGCGGCAAGCCACUGCCACCCAGCCUCGCGUCAGAUGGACUUGUUGGGGGGGUGCCAGCAACGUAA